Molecule: messenger RNA, 1038 nt
Organism: Austrofundulus limnaeus
Lineage: Eukaryota; Metazoa; Chordata; Actinopteri; Cyprinodontiformes; Rivulidae
Gene: cdx1a
Product: caudal type homeobox 1a
Exons: 3
Coding region: 84-779 (231 amino acids)
Biological process (GO): cell differentiation; animal organ morphogenesis; regulation of transcription by RNA polymerase II
Cellular component (GO): nucleus
Molecular function (GO): DNA-binding transcription factor activity, RNA polymerase II-specific; RNA polymerase II transcription regulatory region sequence-specific DNA binding
Source: RefSeq, a predicted model, not a curated record
GAGCGGGGCCUAACAUGAGCCAGGAGGUUUAACUCACCUGUAGAGCCCCUCCACCUGCCCACCUGCAGAGCCAGCUCACCGGUAUGUACCCCAACUCCCAGUCGGUCCGACACCCGGCCCAGACGCUGACCCUGAACAGUCAGUACUUCCCGCCUGCAUAUGACUUCACGGGUUUCCAGCAUCACGUCUCGGGGCUCGUUGACCCGUCCGCGAGCGCCUGGAACCCCGUUUACACCCCGCGCGAGGAGUUCCCGUUCGGCUUCCCGGGCUCGAGCCCCAGCGGCGGGCAGGUGGGCUUCACCUCCCCGGAGCUGAGCAGCGCGCCCCCCGCCGCCGGAGGAGGGUCACUGACCCCCUACAGCUUCCUGUCGGGACAGGACCCCUUCCCCUGCAGGAGGAGACCACCUGAGCCCCUCAGACACACAGUCUCAGCUUCAGGAGGGAAGACCCGAACGAAGGACAAGUACAGGGUGGUGUACACCGACCACCAACGGCAGGAGCUGGAGAAGGAGUUUCAGUGCAACCGCUACAUCACCAUGAGGAGGAAGUCGGAGCUGUCGAUGGCUCUCAGCCUCUCUGAGAGACAGGUGAAGAUCUGGUUUCAGAACAGAAGAGCCAAAGAGAGGAAGAUGAACAAGAAGAGGCUGCAACAAUCCCAGCAGGCCUCCACGACGACCCCCACCCCACCUGUGCUCAGCUUACACACCGACGCCCAUCUUCCCAGCAGCCCCGGCGCCAGCAGCCUCAUGCUGACGGACAUAAAAUCAGAGGAAUACUAAGUGGACUGAGACUGAAAUGUAAAUAGUAUUUUGUUUUAUAUGUUGACCAGAACAUGAAUAAUUAUUCACUUUAAAAAUGAACUAAUAAUGCUGCACUAUCUUUUUUUUAAUGCAAACUCCACACUGAUCAAAUGUAAAUAAGACACAUUUUUUGUACUAUAAUAGAAAAAAAAAGCUGCUUGUUUAUGUCUUCAUCAGAUUUAUGCAACACUGAAUAGAGAUUAGUAGGGCUGCCACAAACMAUUAUUUUUAUAAUCGA